UUGCGCUGUAAUGCUCCAGACUAGGGCGGCUGGGCUUGGAGGACCUCGGGGAGGGGUGGGAUCAGGUCUGAGCGGUUCCAACUUCGGCUAGUGCCGCGCCUUCUCUGGCCUUCUGUCUCCGGUCUCAGCCCUCCAGCCGCCCGUGAGAGUCCCGCGUGGGCCACAACCACGCCCACCUAUCAGAACCGCGGAGAAAGGAAGCCACCAUGCUCCCCACAUCUGACGUGUUGAGUCAAGAUGAACUGCGCAAAAAGCUGUACCAGACGUUUAAGGAUCGGGGUAUACUGGACUCACUGAAGACGCAACUCCGAAACCAGCUAAUUCACGAACUGAUGCACCCUGUACUGAGUGGCGAAGUGCAGUCCCUCUCCCUCUCAGUGGAAGGGAGCUCCCUCUUAACACACGCUUCCAACUCUCUGGUGGCAGAUCACUUACAGAGAUGCGGCUAUGAAUGUUCGCUUUCUGUCUUCUUUCCCGAAAGUGGUUUGGCAAAAGAAAAGGUGUUUACUAUGCAGGAUCUAUUACAGCUCAUUAAACUCAACCCUGAAUCCAGUCUGUACAAAUCACUGAUUUCAGGAUUUGACAAAGAAAACCAAAAAGGUUUUCUCAUGCAGUUUCUGAAAGAAUUGGCAGAAUAUCAUCAGGCUAAAGAGAGUUGCAGUAUGGGAACUCAGACAACUUCACCAUUUCCCGUCAAAGACUCCCUUGCUGAGAAGCUUCAGCUUAUUGACGAUGAGUUUGCAGGUGCUUACCCUCAGCAUCCAAAGUUAGAAUCUUUAGAAAUCAAGUUAAACGAAUAUAAGAGAGAAAUUGAACAGCAGCUACGGGCAGAAAUGAGUCAAAGGCUGAAGUAUUUUAAAGAUACUGAAAUAGCGAAAAUUAAAAUGGAAGAGAAAAGAAAGUGUGAGAAGGAAUUAGCUGAGUUGCGGAACGAAUUUGAGAAAGCUUGUCAAGCAAAAUCUGAAGCCCUGAUUUCUCGGGAAAAGAUGACCCUUAAGAGAAUUCAAAAGCACCAGGAGAAUGAAACAAAAGAAAUUUAUACUCAAAGGCAGCUUCUGCUAAAAGAUAUAGAUUUGCUGAGAGGCAGAGAAGCUGAGCUGAAGCAAAGAAUUGAAGCUUUUGAAUUGGCCCAGAGGCUACAAGAAGAAGAAAACAAAAGCGUGACUGAUGGGCUUAGGAGGCGGGAGCUGAAUAUAAAGAGUAUUGAGGAGGCCUAUGACCAAAAGCUCAAGAACGAACUCCUAAAGUAUCAACUUGAACUGAAGGAGGACUGCGUCGCUAGAACUAAUAGAUUGAUCGAAGAUAAGAGGAAGAAUAAAGAAAAAGCUAUACAUUUCCAAGAGGAGAUUGCAACUCUUAAUUUUAAAAAGGAAGAACUGGAUCGUUCUGUAAAUCGUGUGAAAGAACUUGAGCUUCAGUUGGAGUCUGUCAAAGCUCAGUGUUUGGCAUUAACAAAGCAAAACCACGUGCUGAGCAAGAAGGUUAAAGAGAUGAGCAACUAUUCACUACUGAAAGAAGGGAAGCUGGAGCUUGAGGCGCAAAAUAAACUACUUAAACAACAACUGGAAGACAUGAAAAGUGAAAACUUGAAUCUCGUAAACCGCAUAGCUCAGCCAUCUCCUAAACUGCUGAUUUUUCAGAAAGAAUUAAAGAAAGCAGAAGAUGCUAUCACCUUUGAGCAUAAGGAGUUUGAAACCCAGAAACAAGCUCUGCAAAAGCAGCUGCAAAGUGAAGUUGAGCACUCCGCCCAGCUGAAGGCCCAGAUACUAGAAUACGAUGCUUCUGUCCAGGGAUUAACUGUGCAGCUUACCGAUUUGAAAUUGCAACUGAAACAAACUCAGAUAGCUCUGGAGAACGAAGUGUACCGCAACACGAAGCAGUCUUUGUUAAAUCACUCCAUCAGUGGGUUAAUGAGUGGCAAGGAGGGACCUCGUGAUGGUGACGUAAGCGGGGAUUUCUUGAAAAAUCCUCUGAGACAAGAGGAACUGAUGGCAGUCCCAGUUACACCACAGAUCCCCAGUUACCCAAAUGCCAGCACGGAGAGUAGUUCCCCCGAUUCCGACCUUGAGUUUGUAGCCAAUACCACGGCAAGGGUGAGAGAGCUGGAGCAAGAGGCCGAGCGCUUGGAAAAAGCUUUCCAAAACUACCAUCGAAGGGUCAGUCGGUGCCCCGCCAAGAGCCCAUCGGCAGCCAGGAGCCUGCCCUCCCUGCACCUGCUGAGAGCUCUCAAGAAUGUUCCUGCACGUGCUCCUGAGAAGUGUGUUUUUGCAGAGGACAGAGUUGCCUCUCAGCAGCCUCUCUUGAAUGCGCAUAGAGGGGACGAGAGUGAGGUAUCUGAGGUGCCAGGCAGCACAGCCUCAAGGUCACACAAGGACACGGCCUCCGGACGCCUCUCCUCCACUCCCCUCCCCAAAGCAAGGAGAAGCCUUGAUAGUGAGAUGUACCUGGAAGGUCUGGGCCAGUCCCCCGCCGCUGUCCCCGGUCCCGACAGAACGCCGCAGCCUUCACCUGCCGAGUCCAGGCACAGCCUUUCCGUGCACUCGCUCUCCAGCCCUGCGGAGCAGGAGGCCGGUCUUUAUCAAAAACAAACAGAACUUCAAGGCACAAGUGAAUUUUCAAAUCCAGACAAGCUAGCUUUUAAGGAUCGUGAAGAAUUUGAACUAUCAUCUUUUGAAUAUGCAGGGAACGUGCCGAGGCAGUUUGAGAUGGACGGCCUCCAUCCUGCUGGCAACAUGCCUCACGUGGAAGGUGCUGCAGCCACUGUGCCUGCCAGACCUGUCUCUUAUCGGUACCCAAGUGUAGAUCAGAAACCACUUGGAGAACAGGAGGAAGAAGAAACAAUACGGGAACAACAAGCAAAGGAACGAAGUCAGGGAGAAGAACAGAGGCAGAGCGGGUGGCAAGAAACUCUGGAAAGGGAACGGCAAGAAGUAGAAAAGCUGGACCAGGAAAGGAGGCUAAUUGAAGAAUCAUUGAAGAUGGAAAUGGAAAAAGAAUUCGAAAUGAGCAUUCAGGAAACGAAAGACAAAUCUAAAUCUGUCUGUAGUGAAAAUCUUUUAGAGAAGUACAUGAAGAUCCUCCAACAGGGUCAAGACCAGGACACCACAGAUAAGAGUUCAAAAAAGGUGGUCAUAGAGGGCUCACAGGUGGACACACUGCCAUCUAGUGACAAAGAUGAAAGCUUUGAGAUAUAAUGGACGUAUAACAUUGUGUGAGUUUAAGCAUUUCAGAUGGCUGUAUCAUCUCGGACGCCUGUGAAUACAGCUUUUGAAAUGUGAGCCACUCCCCUGCAGGCUGCCUGCUCCUGCCUCUGCAAGACCCCCUGAACGGAGUCUGUUUAAGUCUUCCCCAGCAAAAAGAUUACCACUCGCUGAAGUCUCAGAUGAUGGAUAGCAUUUUCGGCAAUGAAGUCUCUUUUAAUUAAGAAUCCAAAUUGCAUCACCUACCGUGGAUGCCAAGACCACCACCUCGUACUUCCUGCACUCUAGACAUGGGGGCUGUUUUCCGAAGGCUGGGCACCUGCUGCCCCGGCUGGACCCCAGACCAGUUACAUCGGAGUAGCUGGGGGCUGGGCCCCAGCGUCAGGAUAUGAUACUGCUCCAGCGUGCCUGCAGCCCGAUCCUGGAUAGACACGCUGAGCAGCCAGUAUCUCGGAAAUGCUUCUGGACUGAAGCUCCAGUUGGAAACUUGGAAAACCACUGUCCUUCCGCACAGAGAGCGCGGCCCGGGGUGUCUCCCACUGUACCCAGCUCACCUCUGCAGGCACCUCGUCCACUCGGCGGCGGCUCUUGCUGCCGUGAAUGCCUAGUUGUUUCUGCCAAGAACAGGAUUUCCUACCAUCCUGGCCAGAAGCACUACUGAAACUGCCUUCUCUCCCUCAACAGGGAAGUCGGGUCUACAGUGAUGGACAGGAGGCACCCUGGCCCCUUCUGUGGCCUGUCAAAACGAACCGACCUUAGCUGCCGAGGAAAAUGGAGCACACUGAGGGAAAGAGUAUAAUAAACUCUUCCAAUAGAAUGGAUGAAACCCAGCUGGAUGCUUAGAUGCCCAUGUACUAAUUAAGGCCCAGACACAUGCACAAGAGGAUACCAAUGAAUCGAGGAGAUGAAAAGGAAGUACCGUAUUGCCGGAUGUCCACGCAGAUCUGCUCCACCCCGGCUGUCCCGUUCGUCUGGGGGGACUUGAUGACUUCACAGGUUGACCAUAUGUUGUAGAACAUAAACACGGGCACCGCAGAGAAACCAAACACGCCCAGCCAGGCCACUCCCAGCACAUAGGUGAGGAAGACGAACUAGGCCGAAAAGGAGAAAGAAUCGUCACCGACCAGGGCGAAGCACCUCCCCCGGGAGGAAUGAUGACGCACUUCCCAGCCGAUACCGAACCUGUGGGACGCGGUCAGAGCACCACCCGGACCACGGCAGUGACAAAGGAAGUCUUGGAACUUUGCGGGUCCCUCUUUUAGCAAGGACAUGAGUGGCCACGAGAGGAUCUCCCGUGUCCAAGGUCACAGAGCUAGUUGGUGACAGGGCCUCCUCCUAAACACCAGUGCUGCACUUACCAGGGGACAGUGGCUGGAGGCUUUCACAGGCCACUGAAUUCUAACUCUGUACCAGCUUCCCAAAUUCCCUUUCUUUUAUGUAAGAGAUGGGCCGUAGAACAGCCCUUGCUACAGGAAGCCCUUUCUCCAAAGGAACUUGGCUAGUUUCAUGAUCCUGUGAAAUUACUAAAAAGCAUUAGAUGCUUGCACCUUUACUGCAUUUACACUAGCCAUGAUCACAAGCUUAGUGCACAGUGGACCUG
Molecule: messenger RNA, 4800 nt
Organism: Eubalaena glacialis (North Atlantic right whale)
Lineage: Eukaryota; Metazoa; Chordata; Mammalia; Artiodactyla; Balaenidae
Gene: OFD1
Product: OFD1 centriole and centriolar satellite protein
Exons: 30
Coding region: 207-3194 (995 amino acids)
Biological process (GO): epithelial cilium movement involved in determination of left/right asymmetry
Cellular component (GO): ciliary basal body; centrosome
Molecular function (GO): protein binding
Source: RefSeq, a predicted model, not a curated record